AUGAUGCUUGAUCACUGCAACCACCUGUUUUCUUUCAAUCCAAGUCGCCAAGUAAGCAGAAACUGCGAUAGUAAGGGAGAUGUAGAAUUCAAUUCCUGGGAUGAAAAUAGUGGCGAAACAGAGCUCCAAGAACAUUUUGAUGAAGAAUUUGAUGAUUAUUCAGUGGGGUUGUGGAAAACAAAUACAUCAAGGAAUUUUAAAACUGAGACCGACCAUUUGUUACCCCACAACUAUAGUUACAGUAAUAUAUCCCCAAGAUCACGUUUACAAGCCAUUUCAGAAGCUAGGAAGGAGCUCAUGUACAGGAUUCAUGACAUGCCAGAGUCCAGUUAUGAACUCUCUCUGAAGGAUAUUGUUGAUGAUCAAGUUGCUCCAGAAGAGGUACAUGAAGAGAAUGAAACUGAAAGGACAAGCUUUCAUUUCAACACUACUGGGACUCCAGUCAAGAAACGGAAGACCAGAAUAACAGGGAAAAAUGGCAAGUCGUGUCAGAUUUCAAGAAGUGGAAGUAUGGAAAAAGAAACUUUCAUGAUCAAGCUGUUUGUUCCCAGUUUUCUUAGUUGGAAGACAGAAGUAAAAGGAGGGAAUGGCUCAAAGGCUUCCACAAGGUCACCGUCGCAUGGAUAUGAGAAUCAUGCCGAUAAAGGGUGGGGCAUAAAAGGAUUCCUGGCUGUAGAUGGUAAAAGAAGCAACAGAAGUAAUAGCAGCAGCAGCAGCAGUUCAAGCAGGUAUUUAGUUUCUUCCACGGUUGCUGUUCUAUCUUUCGCAUUAAGAAAAGCAAAAGCAAGAGACAUGGAGGAUGCAUCUUCUAAAUAAUGUUAGGAUUACUUUCUCAACCGCACCACCAGAAGCUUCAUAUAUAGGAAAUGACAGAAGCAAGAUUUCCAUAUAAUAGUUUGGAGUAAAGUUCUAUUUGAUCACUAAUUUCGUUAGACGUGCUCAAUUUAAUAAUUUUUAAAUUUUUUAGACUUUUUAAUCUAAAUCUUUAUAUAUUUGAUUCAAAUUAACUCUAUCAUAUAAAAAAUAAAAACUUAUUUUCUUUUAAAAAUAAAAAAUAAUUAAAUAAAUUUAUAAUAAUAUUUAGAAAUUGUUUUAUAGUUUUAAUAUAAUUAAAUAAUAAGUAGCUGCUAUCACCAUUAUUUUCGCUUAUCCUACCAUCUUUGGUGGUGGCAAAAUCACUCUUAUCUCUACUAUCUUUCGCACCACUACCGUUAUUGUAUCUUUCACUAUUAUUAUUAAAAAAUAAUAAAAAUACUAAAAACUAGUAAUAUUUUUUUUUUAUUUUUUUUAUUUAAAUAUCAAUAUAUAUUUUUAAUUUAAAUAAUUUAAAAAUUAAUUUUUUUUACUGUAUUUAAUUUUUUAAGAGAGCGUAAUUUACAAUUAAAAUGCUCGUAAACUUAAAAAAAAGAGCUAAACCGCAGUGGUGAAAUUGGAAUUUGUUCCUAAUAGUUCCCAUGGAGACGAGACAGAAUUUGACGUCGUCCGCUACCCUGCCUAGCAUUCAUAGAAAUGCUAGCAGACAGCAGCCACAAACUUAUGCACAGACAAAAUCUGUAUUUUAUGACACCGAUUUUCCUGUAAUUUCUCCCUGAUCAGGAGGAUCAGGGCAUUGAUGGCAAUUGCACAACUUUUAAUCACAAAAUAUGUUUGCCA
Molecule: messenger RNA, 1653 nt
Organism: Ricinus communis (castor bean)
Lineage: Eukaryota; Viridiplantae; Streptophyta; Magnoliopsida; Malpighiales; Euphorbiaceae
Exons: 2
Coding region: 1-816 (271 amino acids)
Source: RefSeq, a predicted model, not a curated record